UGGGUGCGGCGGAGGAGAAAGAGGAGUCGUAGUCGGAAUGGACGGGGAGGAGACGACGUUGGGCUCCAAGGCGGCCGCUCCGGCAACCAUCCGCCUCGUCAACUUCGUCUCCGAGGAGCAGCUCGACGAGGCGAAGCGGUCGAGAGGCGAGCGGGUGGAAGACGGCACCGCCCAGCGCGACAAGCCCCUCUUCCAGAUCCUGCAGGAGAACAAGGAUAAGAAGGAUGCCGAGUUCAAUGAGCGCUUCAAGCACAGACCUCCAAAAGCCUUGGAUGAGGAUGAGUCGGAGUUUCUCGACAAGUUAGCUUUGUCAAGGAAGGAAUAUGAACAGCAGGUGGCCAAUGAAGAAGCUGAACAACUACGUAGUUUUCAUGAGGCUGUAGCUGCCCAGUCUACUAUUGCUCAUGAACUUGUUGAGAUUCCUACAGUUUCUAGACCUGAGGAGAGCAAACCUAAGCCACCUGCAAAGAGGAGCCAGCCUGCACUCCUGAGAAAUGUUAUAGUUUCUGUGAAGCCACAAGCCAAGAAAGCAAAGGUCGGCGCGGAAAGUAAGCCUUCUCCCAAAGAGCUGCCUUCGAAUGGGCAUGAUACAGACUGCAAGCCACCAGGCGACACCAAGAGCGUACUCGGCUCUCUGGCGGCAUACGGAGAUGACGAUGAAAGUGGUGACGACGAUGAACAACAAUAAUAUCCCAGCUUCCAGAACGCUCAUUACCCCCAAGGAGAUGCAAUGCCACAACA
This is a messenger RNA of Lolium rigidum, 741 nucleotides long. RefSeq names its product PSME3-interacting protein-like. The transcript has 7 exons. Gene Ontology annotation, cellular component: nucleus. The record is from RefSeq and is a predicted model, not a curated record. NCBI's taxonomy places the organism in Eukaryota, Viridiplantae, Streptophyta, Magnoliopsida, Poales, Poaceae. Bases 38 to 688 code for a protein of 216 amino acids.